This is a messenger RNA of Racocetra fulgida, 138 nucleotides long. NCBI's taxonomy places the organism in Eukaryota, Fungi, Glomeromycota, Glomeromycetes, Diversisporales, Gigasporaceae. The record is from the annotation of a GenBank genome assembly.
GAAAAAAGAAUUAAUAACCAAAUUCUUAAAUUAUCCUCAUUUGAAAAAGGAAAAUUAGGUAAAAAAGAGCAUAAUUUAAAUAAGAAUGUUAAACAAUCUACAAAAUUGAAAGAACAAAAUAUUGGUCAUUCUACUUAA